GCUCGGCACUGAGUCCGCCUGCUCAGCCGGCAGGUGAACAGCCGAAAUCUGGCGUGGAGACUAGCCCGAGAGCGCGAGCGGUAGAAGGCAGAAUCUCCCGGCCCCUAGCCCUGGAGAACAGAGCGAAGGCUGGAAACAGGUUUCGCGAUCAGAUCCUCCUUACGGCCUUCACUAUGGCCACGUAUUUCGCACUGGGUCUAAUGCCAUCCCAGACCGGGGUGUCGUUCUUAGACUUGAUUCAGAGCGUGGAGGCUGACAUAAAGCAGGGCUCGCUGAUUUUCACGCUCGGUUCACUAGGAUACAUGAUCGGGUCGAUGGUUGGAGGAUUUCUUCUGGACAAGUUUGACAAGGAACUGAUAUUUGGCACAUGCGCACUGCUGGCUGGCCUACUCACAGUUACGGUUCCGUGGUGUAGAUGGGUCGAACUGAUGAUUACGACAGUGUUUGUCAGAAGUCUUUUCACUGGAGCAAUGGACUCGGGCGGAACUGUCAUACUGCUGACGAUCUGGGGAACAAAGGCAAAUCCAUACAUGCAGGCACUCCACUUCACGUUCGCUCUGGGCGGAGUGUGCUCGCCGCUGCUCACCGAACCGUUUCUGAUGCCACUUCCGGAAGAGAGUUCCAUGCAGAACAUAACGGAGAUUGGAGCGAACAUCUCGUCUCACGGUAUGAGUGUUUACACGGAGCCCGCCAGGUGGACUACACUGGAUAUCCGGUCAUCUACAGGUCACGUAACAUUAGCCAAUUCGACCGAUGUCGCAGCAUUACCUUCACCGUUCACAGUAUCCCGUGUCUACAUACCACAUAUAUUUGUGGGAGGGUACACUUUUCUUACCUCUGUGCCAUUUUUCGUUAUUUUUUUUAUGCGGAGUGGAAAAUCCUAUGCCGUAACAGCGGCUGGGGCGGAAGCAGAACCCUCGGUAAAAACUGCAAAGCGUGCUCAUUCGCUGUAUUUCAUUCUGUUCGGGUUAUUUUUCCUGGGAUACGGCUGUACGGAGGAAGUGUACGCGGCAUUUCUGAUGCCGUACGUCGUCAAGUACUUACCCUUGGAGAAGGGGCGAGGGGCGGGGGCGAACUCCGUGUACUGGGGGACUUUUGCUGCUGGUCGGUUCAUCGCUAUAUUCAUAGCCCGAUUUGUCAACGUGCGGAAUAUGAUUCUCAUGGAUUUUGUUUUGAUCGUUGUGGGACUUGUGGGUUUCCUUUUCGGCGCGAACAGAUCCGAUGUCGUCAUCUGGAUCAGCGACGCUGUGAUUGGCCUUGGUACGGCUUCCGUCUUCGCUUCUUCCGUGUCCUGGUUGGAUCAGAAUCUCACGAGAAUCUCGGGGAAGCUGGCGGGAUUUAUCGUCGUGUGCAUGGCAGUGGGGACGAUGUCCAACAUGGCUCUGCUGGGCUAUCUGUUUGAGAUGGUCUCUGGGCAGUGGUUUGUUUACUUGAUACUAGGUAACACUUCUGUCUCCUUGGGCAUUUUCGUGCUGAUGUCUUUUUUGCACUACUUCAGAGGAAGCAAACACACCCCACAAGAUCUCCAUGUAGAAAUGACAUCGCCAGAGACUUAA
Messenger RNA from Liolophura sinensis, 1556 nucleotides. RefSeq names its product sodium-dependent glucose transporter 1A-like. Lineage: Eukaryota; Metazoa; Mollusca; Polyplacophora; Chitonida; Chitonidae. Gene Ontology annotation, molecular function: D-glucose transmembrane transporter activity. The record is from RefSeq and is a predicted model, not a curated record. The transcript is spliced from 3 exons. The coding region runs from base 174 to 1556 and encodes 460 amino acids.